AUGGGAUUGCUCAAACUUGAGUUUGUGGUCGCCAUCUGCUGUGCUCGUGUUGGCACUUCCCUAGAACAAGGAAACCACGCCUUUGAGGUCCUCCGUACUGCAAACCAGAAGUAUAGAGGAGUCGACUUCUUGGCCAUCCAGGCGAAGUUGCCAGCUGACGGCCUGUCUACCAGUCCGGAUUGGUGCAGCGACUAUGAGAAUCUGUGUGCUGGCUACGGACUGAGGCCGACGGGCUGUGGGGAGAACUGGGCAGUCGAGGGUGGGAGCGAGAGCGACCCCGGCCGUAUCCGGUGCGUGACUGAGUACAACUCCGACCCGUACAUCAACAACGUGCUCGGCUGUCACGCGGCCGACCAUGUAGCUGAGGUGGCGAGAUUGGCCUUCUCAGCCACGAAUAUACGUUACAGGAGUUUCGGCUUUGACUGGUGUACCACCAGCACAUGCCAACGUGGCAUUUGGGAGAGUCUUAACAGUCUGUACGACACAGGGUCAGCCUUUGGUCCAGGAGGGACCGGAGACAGGAUUGUGUACACCGUGUGCGCAGGCUCAGCAGCUCAGGUGGCGAACUUGGCUUUCUCAGCCGGGGCUACAGGGAGGAGGAGUUUCGGCUUUAACAACUGUCGCACCGACUUCUGCGAACGUGGGAUAUACCAGAGUCUUCACAGUCUGUGGAACACAGGAGCAGCCUUUGGCUCAGACGGGAGCGGAGACAGGAUUGUGUACACCGUGUGCGCAGGCUCUGCAGAUACUGACGAGUGUGCAACAGACAACGGUGGAUGUGCCCACAACUGCACCAACAUCCCAGGAAGUUACAACUGUUCCUGUCAACACAGUUUUAUACUGACGAAUGUGCAACAGACAACGGUGGAUGUGCCCAAACCUGCACCAACAUCCCAGGAAGUUAUACCUGUUCCUGUCAACAGGGUUUCGUGA
Branchiostoma belcheri (Belcher's lancelet) is the source of this 933-nucleotide messenger RNA. RefSeq lists its product as uncharacterized. The record is from RefSeq and is a predicted model, not a curated record. Lineage: Eukaryota; Metazoa; Chordata; Leptocardii; Amphioxiformes; Branchiostomatidae. Gene Ontology annotation, molecular function: calcium ion binding. Bases 1 to 933 code for a protein of 310 amino acids. The transcript has 6 exons.